AUGGUGAUACAGUAUUUCCAGCGAUGCUUUGGUUAUGCACUAAAGCAGAAUAAGGAUGAUGAAGAAGGUGUGCGAAAUGGUCUGAAGUCUAUCAUGCCCCAUGCUUAUGGUGACCAUUCUUCCUGUGGCAACUGGUGUGGCUACUUGAAAAAUCCUGCAUCCUACAAACACAGAGGCCUUCCCCAUGGCAAGGAUCUGACAGACAAAAGCUUGAGGCAGUCGCUGGAAAAGAUCAUAGAAGUAAGUACAGUGUACAUGUAUGGUGGCACAGCUUGCUCCUCACAAAUUCCCAAUUCCCGCCAUUUUACAUGUAGUAGUGAAACACAACUCUAAGAAAAUAGUGUUAGUGCUUAUGAUUGUAUCCUAAAUAAUAACUUCAAGGGAUAAAGCUAUAAGUGUUAGGGGACUAUUAACCUCUUUCUUAGUUUCACAAGCUUUAUGAGAUACCACAUUUUAGUAAAUAAAAACCAUUUGCUUCUUCAAUUUAGGUUUAUGCUUCAAAUGCCAAGAAGCUAGCUCCCCUUGGGUCGAGCCAGGCAAAUGAAGCACUCAACAACACUGUAGGAAGCAAAGCUCCAAAGAUCAGGCACUAUGGAUCUAGCAAAAGCAACGACUUCCAUGUUGCAUGUGCUGUUGGCCAAAAGAACUUAGGCCAUUCUUAUGUUUCUCAGGUGAGCUGAUAUAAUAUCAUGAGCAUUUUGUACACUUCCCAAUUUGUGAGAUCCAUUGAACAUGACACAUUAUCCAAUGUGUCCAGUGUUAUACUACCAGUACCUAUUGCAUAUCAUUAGUCACCAAAAAAAAUUAAAAAACACUAUACUAUAACUUAGAAUAUUGUUUUUGCUAAGACAGGUGAAUUUCUUUUAGGCUUUUAUGAAGACACAACUGUCUCCAGGUUCCAAUUCUUUAAAAUUUGCAAAGAAAAUGGACAAGAGAAUUCUAAAUUUGAAAGAGAAACCAAAAACAAGAGAGUACAAGAAGAAAAGAAUUGAGAAGAAAGAGAAGUGGUUGAAAAAGACAAAACAGCUUGAGAACAGAGAAGGACAACAAUAUAGUUCUGGAAUGUGCUUCGAUGGACACAAUGCCGCUCAGGAAAUUCCAGCACCACCUGCAGCCUCAAAGAUGGAGAAAGUAUUAUUAAACAAAGACUAUCAUCAAAUCAUAUUUGAUUUGGAAACAUCUGGAAAGGGUAAUUAGCUUUGCAGGGUGGAGUUCAGCAAAAAAGUAACAAAGAGAAUAUAGCCAUGUUUGUCUUAGCAGGGUAUUUCUGAAUUGCACAUUAGAGAAUAAUUAUAUUUAAUAAUGGAAUUGUUUUCCUAUUUUGCUAGACUGCUGAAGACUCAUCCUGCUAAUUUGCAUCACAUAGAUUCCUUUGUUUUAUCAUGCCUUGUUCUUAAAGAAAAUAGGUGAGAUGCGAAUUAGCAGGACAGGUAUUCAGUAAUCGCUCCUUCUAUUUUUAUUUUAGAUAUAACCUGCAUAGAUGCACUAAGCUAUUUUAUUACAUUUUUCCUUGUAACAUCUUUGUAAAGUAAUAAUUGGAUUACAAUAUCUUACAAUUUGUUUAUCUUUGUUGACAUCAGGUAAUGAUGCUGAAAUCCUACAAAUUGCAGCAACAGAUGGUAAAGAUGAGUUCUCUAUUUAUGUCAAGCCUUGUCAUGUAAUAUCAUCAGAAGCAUCUGCUGUGAACAAACUCACCUUCCAAAGAGGAAUGCUGUUUUAUGAUGGGAAGCCAAUCACUGAUGUCGUUGCAAUUGAUGUGAAGGCCCUGAAGAAAUUCACUGAGUGGCUCAAAUCAAGAAUGCCUUGCAUUUUAGUUGCUCACAAUUGCAAAUCUUUUGAUGCCAGGUUCUUGGUGCAAGCAGCAGAGAAGAAUGGAGUUAUGGAUGACUUAGCUAAAACUGUUUCUGGCUUUACAGACUCUCUUCCAGCAUUCAGGGAAUUGCUUCCUGAAAGGAAAUCCCAUAGCCUGGAAAACCUUGUACAAGAUCUUCUGUGUAAAUCCUAUGAAGCUCACAGUGCUCUUGCAGAUGUGCAUACACUCUACCAGCUGGUGAACAAGUUUCUAAAUGUCAAACUGCUACAAAAGCACAGCUUCAAAGUUUCAUGGGUGGCAUCCUAUCAGAAGCUACUAAAAGAAAAGAAUCUUCUGGUUAAUACCCUACAGCCAUUAAUUAGAGAGAAGUACAUUUCCGCCUCAAUGGCCAUUAAGUGUGCAAGCUCGGGUUUGGGUCUCCAUCACCUACAAGUGGUGUACCAAAGAGGCAAGGAAGAAGGGUGAAGCAAGUUCUGAUGGCGAGGUUUGACAACAAACCCAGAGUCUCCUCAAACAAGCAGGUGCUGGCGCAAAUAUGUCAGUACUUUAUAGAUAAUGCAAAUUAAGAUUGCAAUUUGUGCAAUUAAUGUUUUGUAAAACUAAUAUUUACUCUUUUGGUUUGGUUGCAAACAAGAAUGCAAACAGUAAUUCUGAAAGGGUCUUUAUUAAUAUUAUAUUCAAUUCGAUUCUGUGGAACCAACGACCAAGAGGAUCAACUUAAUCUAGUGACAUGUUGAAGCAUGAAAGUUGUACAAAAUGUAAAAAGUUUGAAAAUUAUUUUUGCAUGGAAAAUGUACUAGUCACAAUGAGGACCAGUGAGAC
Messenger RNA from Pocillopora meandrina, 2635 nucleotides. The record is from the annotation of a GenBank genome assembly. Lineage: Eukaryota; Metazoa; Cnidaria; Anthozoa; Scleractinia; Pocilloporidae.